AUGCAAUUUCUAUACAACACGCUGCUGCAAUUUCCUAAAGGAAGUAAUAAUAAAUCGUAUAGUCCGAAGUCAUACCGUCGGACAAAUAGCUAAAACGAUGCACGGCGUGGGUUACAUUAUUAUAUCGUAUCUCGGCAUCUGCGUUUUAGUACGGUAGGUAUUGGUUUAUACAGUUAUAUUAUGUGUACAGUUCCUUGGCUUUUAUAACGCGUGUCGGUGCUGUGAGAACCGGUAAACAUCGCGGAGUUCUUAGCCUGUAGAUAGGCCAGGUGAAAUCCGUCGUUCGCCCACGACAGUGACGUUCUUGUUUUACUCGGCGACAUAUUUUUUACAUGGAUUCAGAACCACUACGCUAAGACACUGUAACUUCAUAGGAGUUAGUUUUCCCACUUCCCCUCUGAUUUACUUAAACACGUGAGCGUAUUUUGCUUAUGUACGUGCAUUCAUAACCGCUAUUUAAGUGUAUUGGUACCUCCUGCACAUCAUUCAAGUCAGUAUGCGUUCAACGCAGGCGUCUCGGUGAAACAAAGCGGUGACUGGUCGGAAUCUAUCGUAUAGAAAAAAUUUCGUUUGCGUUUUAUCCGUCGUAGUCAACUGGAUUUUAUUGUUUUUUAUCGACUAUUGGGGGGGGGGCUGGAAAUAGACGAUCUAGCCAUUUGGAGCGUAGUGUUUCGAAUGCGCGUACACGUGCGAAAUACGCUACCCGGCGGCAACGGCUGAAAACGUGUUCGGCCUACCUAUAAGUCGAGUAGUACGACAGUUGUACGAUGCUCGACUAGCGGCGGCGAUAAUGUGCGUAGGCGACGGCUGCCGUACGCGGUGAAUUUUUUAUAAUAAAUUAAUUGAAAACCCGAAAACUCGGCGAGUAAUUACUACGCCUGUCUAAUGUCCUAUCUACCUACCUACCCACAUAUAAUAUUAAUACUAUACGCAGUAGGUACCUUCGUUAAUAUACGUGAAUUAUUUUGUUGUUACGCAAACAUUUUUUAAAAAUUACCAAUCUACAUCGGGAUAAUAAUAUGUAUUUAUUUACUAGAACAAACACCUUGGCUCCCAGUGCUGACAAAUAUAGCACCACCCCACAUCCGGAGGAAAGAGGCUCUAGUCAACACUAUAACUUCAUGCCUAAACUACAAAGAAUCACUACUGUUCCAAAUGCUAAGGGAUAAACCGAUAAAUAGACUAAAAUCCAGNUUAUGGAAUGAAGAGUGGACAAAAUCACAUGUUACAAAUAAAGAUCUUAUUACUAGACCCGACCAAAAAAUAGAAGGCAUGUCACUACCAAGAAACCAAUGGACAACAAUAAAUCGGAUCAGGACAGGACAGGGAAGAUGUGGAUCUUUAUUAUUCAAAUGGCGCCACAAAGAUAGUGCUGCGUGUGAUUGUGGGGAAGUGGAACAGACCAUGAAACACAUCGUGGAAUCGUGUCCCAGGAGGUCAUUCGGACAAGGGACUGAAGGAAUCCACAAAGCUACCAGAGGCAAUAGAAUGGCUAAUAGAACUUGACUUAGACUUAUAAUUAAUUACUAUUUAUAACAAUAUUAUUAUAUGUUGAUUUAUUUUAUUUUACUUGCGUUUUCAAUUUAUAUAAUAUAUUUAACAGCUAUAUGUGUACUAC
Messenger RNA from Cinara cedri, 1618 nucleotides. NCBI's taxonomy places the organism in Eukaryota, Metazoa, Arthropoda, Insecta, Hemiptera, Aphididae. The record is from the annotation of a GenBank genome assembly.